Nannospalax galili (Upper Galilee mountains blind mole rat) is the source of this 874-nucleotide messenger RNA. RefSeq names its product heat shock protein family B (small) member 1 (gene Hspb1). The transcript has 3 exons. The coding region runs from base 122 to 751 and encodes 209 amino acids. The record is from RefSeq and is a predicted model, not a curated record. Gene Ontology annotation, molecular function: protein folding chaperone. Lineage: Eukaryota; Metazoa; Chordata; Mammalia; Rodentia; Spalacidae. Gene Ontology annotation, biological process: protein refolding; response to heat.
CUGCUAAAAAUACCCGGCUGGACACCCAUAAAAGCGCGGCCGGGACUCCAGCGCAGCACUUCUCGGAUCUUCAGCCCAGAGCAUCUAGGAUACCCAUCCCGACCCAGCCAAGCCCAGCGACAUGACCGAGCGCCGCGUGCCUUUCUCGCUCCUGCGCAGCCCUAGCUGGGAACCGUUCCGGGACUGGUACCCGGCUCACAGCCGCCUCUUCGAGCAGGCCUUCGGGGUACCGCGGAUGCCCGACGAGUGGUCGCAGUGGUUCGGCGCCACCGGCUGGCCCGGCUACCUGCGCCCACUGCCGGCUGCGGCCGCCGAGGGCCCAGCGGCCGUGACUGUGGCCGCGCCCUCCUUCAGUCGAGCACUCAACCGGCAACUCAGCAGCGGCAUCUCCGAGAUCAGACAGACAGCCGACCGCUGGCGGGUGUCCCUGGACGUCAAUCACUUUGCUCCUGAGGAGCUCACGGUGAAGACCAAGGACGGAGUGGUGGAGAUCACCGGCAAACACGAAGAGAGGCAAGAUGAACAUGGCUACAUCUCUCGGUGCUUCACCCGGAAAUACACGCUGCCUCCCGGUGUGGACCCCACCCUGGUCUCCUCUUCCCUGUCCCCUGAGGGCACACUUACCGUGGAGGCCCCGCUGCCCAAGCCAGCCACACAAUCAGCGGAGAUCACUAUUCCUGUCACCUUCGAGGCCCGUGCCCAGAUUGGUGGCCCGGAAGCUGGGAAAUCAGAACAGUCUGCAACCCAGUAGAAGUCAUCUGCUUGCUGCCCAUCCUAGUUAGCCAUCAUUAGUCAUCCCCCUCUGUCAAUCUGUAUGCUCUUUUGAUACAUAUACUUUCUGUUUUUCUCAAAUAAAAGUUGGAAUCAACUGUUU